AUGCCGACACCAACAGCGGUCCUGCAGGAGUCGCUCGAGCGGCAUAAUGGGGCAUUCGAGUCUCUCCUGAAGCUCAUCCCCGCGAAGUACUACCUGGUGGCAGAUGACGCCGACGAACAGAUGGCGUCGAAGUACAUGAAGAACAGCAAGAAGCAGAAGGCCCCCAAGCAGGCCAUCAAGGAUGCCUCGAAAAAGGCCAAGAAGCUGAAGCUCGACCCCGCAAACAACAAAACCGUGCUCGAGAUCCAGAGCGAGGCCCUCGCCGCACGCGAGGAGGGCGCCCAGCAGCCCGCGCGCGCCGCCACCAAGGGCAAGCGUAAAGCACCCCCAAGCGACGACGAGUCCGACUCCCCCAACGACGAGCCCAUGACCGAGGACGACCUCGACGACGAGGACGAGGGCGCAGGGGAGCCGAUGGACGAGGACGGGGCGCCCGUGCCGAUGCCAGAGAGCGGGGGCAUCCAAGCGCUGCGCGACAAGCUGCACGCGCGGAUGGCGCAGCUGCGGAACAAGGGCAAGGAGGGCUGGGCGGACAGCGGGUAUGGGGGGAAGCUCGGCGGCCGCGACGAGCUGCUCGAGGAGCGGCGGCAGCAGCGCGCGGCGAUGCGCGAGCGGCGGCGGAAGGAGACGCGCGAGAAGAUCGAGCGCGAGAAGGAGCGGAAGGGCAAGGGCAAGGCCGACAAGGGCAAGGCGAAGGAGCAGGAGAAGCAGAAGGGGACCCAGACGAAGACCCAGCUGCUCGUGCCCGACGACUCAACGGGUGUCUCGUCGAAUCAUGGUCCCAAGUUCACCUCCGUCACUUUCUCCGCGCUCGCGUCUGCCUCUGGGUCGUCUGCGCCCAAACACAAAAAGAACCUCCCGACGACCGCGUCCAACCCCACGCAGGCGCUGUCUCAGCUCAUGGCGCACAAGGAGAAGCUCGCUGCACUACCAGAACAGGAACGCGCCGCGCGAGCGGAACGCGAGAAGUGGGACAAGGCGAGCGCGCGCGUCGACGGUGUGAAGGUGCACGACGACGAGGGGCGGCUGAAGAAGGCGGUCAAGCGCAAGGAGAAGGGGAAGCUGAAGAGCAAGAAGGCCUGGGACGAGCGGAAAGAGCAGGUCGCGACGACGAUAGCUGCGCGACAGAAGAAGCGCACAGACAACAUCGCGGGGCGGGCGGAGCGCAGGAACGACAAGCGGAAAGGUGUCAAGACGAAGCCCAAGGACAAGGGCCGGCCAGGGUUCGAGGGCAAGUCCUUCGGGAAAGGCAAAGGGAAGGACAAGGGGAAGGACAAGGGAAAAGCUGGUGGGAAGAAGUAG
Trametes versicolor FP-101664 SS1 is the source of this 1302-nucleotide messenger RNA. Its product is annotated as SURF6-domain-containing protein. The transcript has 5 exons. The coding region runs from base 1 to 1302 and encodes 433 amino acids. The record is from RefSeq and is a predicted model, not a curated record. NCBI's taxonomy places the organism in Eukaryota, Fungi, Basidiomycota, Agaricomycetes, Polyporales, Polyporaceae. Gene Ontology annotation, biological process: ribosomal large subunit biogenesis; ribosomal small subunit biogenesis. Gene Ontology annotation, molecular function: DNA binding; RNA binding. Gene Ontology annotation, cellular component: nucleolus.